AUGCUAUUGUACGUUAAAGACACGAACGGUUUAGAAACUCAAGAUAAGAGUAUCCAGAUACUGUUGCUUCUCAUCUGCUUUUUAACAGGAGUAUUGUCUGAGAAUUGUGAUGACAACAAUAAAGAGCUAUGUACAUCAAAAAAUGAUGAGCAACAAUCUUUGAAAUCUGCAACUUCUAUUUAUGAUUUUCAUGCGCUUGAUAUCCAUGGAAAUGAUGUAGACUUGAAUAAAUAUCGUGGUUAUGUAUUAAUAAUUGUUAACGUUGCUAGCAACUGUGGAUUAACAGAUACCAACUAUAAACAACUUGUGCAAUUAUAUGAGAAGUAUAAGUCUGAAGGAUUGAGAAUUCUUGCGUUUCCAUCUAAUCAAUUUGGUGGCCAAGAACCAGGAACUUCUCAAGAAAUUCUUAACUUCGUUAAAAAAUAUAAUGUUACUUUUGAUAUGUUUGAAAAAGUAGAUGUCAAUGGAAAUAAUGCUCAUCCUCUGUGGAAAUGGCUGACUGAGUUGGGUGGAGAUAAAGGGGGAACCAUUAAAUGGAAUUUUACUAAGUUUAUCGUUGAUAAAAAAGGCAAUGUUGUAGCCAGAUUUGCUCCUAAUAAUGAACCAAUAGAAAUGGAACCUAUUUUAAACAAAUAUUUGUAA
Molecule: messenger RNA, 642 nt
Organism: Vespa mandarinia (Asian giant hornet)
Lineage: Eukaryota; Metazoa; Arthropoda; Insecta; Hymenoptera; Vespidae
Biological process (GO): response to oxidative stress
Molecular function (GO): peroxidase activity
Source: RefSeq, a predicted model, not a curated record